UGUAAUCCGUACAUGCUUGGAAGUUUACGGAGUACACCACUGUGUACUGUGUAAUGUCACCGGGUAGAUGGAUGGAUGCGGGAGUGGGAAGUGAGGUUCUCGAUGCCGCCAAGCCAAGAGAGCUGCGAGGGACCCCGGUCUUCAGAACCCCCGUUAUUGGACUUUUACUCUGUCCACGACAACAUAGCACGUGAAAUCAGACGGCGACCGAAACAACAACUUCCAAUUACAUCCAUUACAGUGUGCCCGGCAGCUCCCAGACGACCCACAAAUAAUUCAUUCGCCUGUUUGUCGGCAGCUGUUCCCACGGUUUGCACAGCAGGGACCAGCAGAGCGGAUUUGACUCGACGCGAACGACGCGACAAUGGCCGAGACGAGCAACGACGACGACGCCAAGUCCAACAAGCGGAGCCAUGCAGACUUCACGGGCGAUGAUGGUUCCGACAGCUCCUCGGACGACGACAUGGGCCCGCAGCUGCCCUCGGCGGCGCCCAAGAAAAAGCGGCGCGUUCUUCCAUACGAGAAGCUCUACAUCUCGGCCCUCCCCAAGUCGACGCGCUAUUCCAAGUCCCUGAUGCACAAGGAGCAGCUGGCUUUCCUCACCAUGACCCCGCUGACCGAGUUCCUCAUCACGACGUCGGUGGACGGCGUCGUCAAGUUCUGGAAGAAGGUUGCCGAGGGCAUCGAGUUCGUCAAGGAGUUCAAGGCGCAUCAGGGCGAGAUCUUGUCCGUCUCGUGCAGCCAGGACGGGCGCAGCUUUGCGACGGCCGGCGUGGACAAGACGGUCAAGCUGUUCGACGUCGUCACCUUCGACCUCCUCGCUGUCCUCCAACUCGACUACGCUCCGCGCUGCGUGUGUUGGGUUCACAAGAGAGGAUCGUCUCUGCCUCUCUUAGCCGUCUCGAACGGGGACGGCAAGCCCAGCAUUCGCAUUUAUGACGGUAGGGGCGAGGACCAGGAACCCGUCCACACGAUUACCAACCUGCACCGGAGUCCCGUGUCCCUGAUGGCGUUCAACGACCACUACGAUUGCGUAAUAUCGAUGGACGAGGGCGGCAUGGUGGAAUACUGGCAGCCGGGCGGCUCGUACCAGAAGCCUGACAAUGUCUUCCGGUACAAGAGCUCGACGAGUCUAUUCGAGUUCAAAAAGGCAAAGUCUGUGCCUUCGUCGCUCACUCUUUCGCCCGAUGGGAGCAGAUUCGCCACCGUGUCCUUCCCAGACCGCAAGAUUCGCAUUUUUGACUUUGCCUCCGCGCAGCUCCUGCGGACGUAUGACGAGUCGCUGCAGGUCAUGGAGGAAAUGCAGCAGGCCGGGACCGCGCUGCAAAAGCUGGAUGCCGUUGAGUUUGGCCGUCGGCUCGCUCAGGAGCGUGAGAUUGAGUCCCCAGCGCUCCGCGACAAGUUUAACGUUAUUUUCGACGAGUCGGGGCACUUCAUCCUCUACGGGUCCUACCUUGGGGUGAAGGUGCUUAACACGUACACCAAUCAGGUAGUCAAGGUCUUCGGGCGAGAGGAAGGAUUCCGCCCGCUGGCGUUGGCGAUGUACCAAGGACAGCCUCGGAAAAAGGGCGUGACAACGGUUGCCAUGGCGGCGUCGAGCAACCCCUUGCUGCAGGAAUCCGAGACGAGGGACCCAAUUCUCGUCGCUACAGGUGUGAGGAAGGUCCGCUUUUACAUGUUCACCAACGACGAGGAGGUCUCCAAGUCGUCGAGAGACGUCCAGAACGAGAAACCAACCGUGCUGGGCCCGAAGAAGGUUGAAGAGAAGAAGAAGGCCGAGACGGGCACAGCGGCCAUCAUCCACACCACUUACGGCGACAUCCACGUCCGAUUGUUCCCCGACGCGGCCCCAAAGGCCGUAGAGAACUUUGUGACCCAUUCCAGGCGCGGGUACUACAACAAUACCAUCUUCCACCGCGUGAUCCGUAAGUUCAUGAUUCAGGGUGGCGACCCCUUGGGCGACGGCACGGGCGGCGAGAGCAUAUGGGGGAAGGAGUUUGAGGACGAGUUCAGCAGCUUGAAGCAUGAUAAGCCAUACACCCUCAGCAUGGCCAAUGCUGGUCCGAAUACAAACGGCAGCCAGUUCUUUAUCACGACUGAAAAGACGCCGUGGCUCGACAACAAGCACACCAUUUUCGGGCGCGCCGUCCAGGGCCUGGACGUCAUCCACAGGAUUGAGAAUGUCAAGACGUACAAGGAGAAGCCGGUAGAGGACAUCAAGAUCCUGAAUAUCGACGUCGUAUAGUACGGGCUUGGCUUGGCCGAAACCACCAUCACCGCAGUCUGAGCUACCGACGUGACUUCGGGGCCACAGAAAGCGCCACCCCCGCGACCAACAAGGACCGCACAGAUUGCCAGGACAUGGGUCAUGUAUGAAUGAAGUGGGCACUCUCAAGAUGAUGGGCCGCGGCCGGGGAUGGGACGAGGCCCAGAUUCGAUAUCAAUGCCCGAACGG
This is a messenger RNA of Thermothielavioides terrestris NRRL 8126, 2455 nucleotides long. RefSeq lists its product as uncharacterized. The transcript is spliced from 3 exons. Gene Ontology annotation, biological process: protein folding; protein peptidyl-prolyl isomerization. Gene Ontology annotation, molecular function: protein binding; peptidyl-prolyl cis-trans isomerase activity. The coding region runs from base 365 to 2245 and encodes 626 amino acids. NCBI's taxonomy places the organism in Eukaryota, Fungi, Ascomycota, Sordariomycetes, Sordariales, Chaetomiaceae. The record is from RefSeq and is a predicted model, not a curated record.